This is a messenger RNA of Capsella rubella, 1680 nucleotides long. RefSeq names its product protein CLP1 homolog 5. Gene Ontology annotation, cellular component: nucleus. Gene Ontology annotation, biological process: tRNA splicing, via endonucleolytic cleavage and ligation. Bases 1 to 1680 code for a protein of 559 amino acids. The transcript has 9 exons. The record is from RefSeq and is a predicted model, not a curated record. Lineage: Eukaryota; Viridiplantae; Streptophyta; Magnoliopsida; Brassicales; Brassicaceae. Gene Ontology annotation, molecular function: polynucleotide 5'-hydroxyl-kinase activity.
AUGUCGUUUCUUCUGUUUGCUGCCAAACGACGCCGUUUCUUCUUUCGCUGCCAAACGACGUCGUUUCUUCUCUUAGCCAAAACGACGUCGUUUCUUCCCGCCAAAACGACGCCUUUCGUCUCUCGUCAAAACGAUGCCGUUUCUUCUCUCGCCAAAAACGACGCCGUUUCUUCUCUCGCCAAAAACGACGCCGUUUCUUCUCUAGCCAAAAACGACGCCGUUUCUUCUCUCACCAAAAACGACGCCGUUUCUUCUCUCGCCAAAACGACACCGUUUUUCUCUUCGCAAAAACGACGCCGUUUUUCUCUUCGCAAAAACGACGCCGUUUUUCUCUUUCGCCAAAACGACGCCGUUUUAUUUCUUCGCAAAACCGACGCCGUUUUUCACUUUCGCCAAAACGACGCCGUUCUUCGCUCGUCAAAACGACGUAGUUUCUCCUCUCGCCAAACGACGCCGUUUCUUCUCUCGUCAAAACGACGUAGUUUCUUCUCUCGCAAAACGACGCCGUUUCUUCUCUCGCCAAAACGACGCCGUUACUUCUCUCACCAAAACGACGUAGUUUCUUCUCUUUUCAGUUUCAACAUAUCGUUCGGUGGUGAGUUUGGUCCUCAAAUAAGACAAGUGAAGUUAAAGAAACAGAGCGAACUCAGGAUUAAAGUGCAACGAACUUCGCAGCCACUCAGGCUCCGUUUACUCGAUGGCAAAGCUGAGAUCUUUGGCUAUGAGCUUCCACAUGAAGUUUGGCUCACAUUCCCUCCUCUCAUGAUAUUUGCGGUUUUCACAUGGUAUGGUGCAAUAAUAGAAAUCGAUGGCAUUGCAGAAACUAAAUGUACAUCAUGUGAGACACCUAUGAUGAGCUACCUUAGAGUGCACAACUCUCUACAAGUAGAAAGACAUCGUUCUACUUCCUCAACAAGAGAUUGUGUACCUUCACAGGGACCAAGGGUUAUCAUUGUAGGGGAUACAGACUCUGGGAAGACCACAUUGGCCAAGAUGCUUCUGAAUUGGGCAGCAAAAGAUGGUUGGAAACCAACAUAUGUUGACCUUAACAUUGGUCAAAGCUCAACAAUAACCAUACCGGGAACUGUUUCUGCUACUCCUGUCGAAAUGCCUGUGGAUCCUGUUGAAGGGUUUCCUCUUGAUAAGGCUAUUGUGCACUACUUUGGUCACACAUCACCAAGCAUCAACCUUAGACUGUAUCUGAAGAAAGAUCUAAAAUUCAAGAAGAAUCUACAAUUCUUGAAUCUUGAAAUGUCAGCUGGAGUCUUCACUAGGAGCUCUCACUUUCGCAAAACAUUGAGGAACUACAGCAUUCAGAAUUACUUUUAUGGAGUCACCAAUGAUCUCACCGUCUACACCAAAAUCUUAAAGUUCAGUGAUGUGCAUGUAUAUCGAAUAGGUGACUUUCCAGAGAGUGGUUCAUCAACAUCAGCUCAACGAAGAGGAAACAAUCCUUUGAAGAUCACACAUGUGACAAUUGACGAACAUCUUGUGAACAAAGUUCUUUCUAUCUCAUACGCCAAACAAGAUGAUCAGAUCAUCUCAAGCGUUGUUGCUGGAUUUGUGUGUAUCAAAAACGUUGAUAUUGGUGAAGAGAGAAUUACAUAUAUCUCUCCAUCAGCUGCGGAGUUGCCUAGUAAGAUACUGAUCUUGGGGACUUUGACAUGGCAUGUAACUUGA